AUGGGCGAGUAUAUUGCAAGCCCGGACGGCCCGACAGCCUUCGGCCGUAACAUGCUGCGGAAGCACUUCAUGAUCAACCCGAGAUAUCGACCACUCAAUCACGGCUCCUUCGGCACAUUUCCUGUCCAAGUACGCGAUGCGCAACGCAAAUUGCAAGAUGAACAAGAAUCCCGGCCCGAUGUUUUCUUCGUCAUAUCGCAUGCAGAACACGUUACCGAGUCUCGCAAGGCAAUUGCAAAUUUAGUUCACGCCCCGGUCGACGAGUGCGUAUUUGUGAAAAAUGCCUCCACCGGGAUUAAUACUAUUCUCCGAAAUCUGGAUUUCAAACAGGGCGAUGUCAUCGUAUACUUUGCGACAGUAUAUAAUGCAGUGGAACAGACCUUAGAAUCAUUGAUGGAAACAACCCCGGUGCAAACGCGAAGAGUCAGCUACACUUUUCCGAUCACGCACGACGAGAUCUUGAAGAAGUUUCUGGCUGUGGUGAAGCAGACGAAAAGUGAGGGGCAGAACGUGCGGGUGGCUAUAUUUGACACGAUUGUAUCGGUUCCGGGGGUCAGGUUUCCCUUUGAAAAACUUAUCAAGGCAUGCACAAAAGAGUCAAUUUUGAGUGUUAUCGAUGGCGCACACGGCGUCGGUCAGAUUCCUUUGUAUCUUGGGGAUCUUAGCCCUGACUUUUUCGUCAGUAACUGUCACAAAUGGCUAUACACACCUCGUGGGUGUGCAUUGCUUUAUGUUCCCAAACGUAAUCAGCAUCUACUCCGAACAUCUUUUCCCACAUCUCAUGGUUAUACGUCACCUGCUGACAGGGGACGUGGGAUACACGCAGGAAAAUCCGACUUUGAAAUAUUGUUCGAAUUUGUUGCAACUGCGGAUGAUACUCCCUAUAUGUGUGUCCCCGCUGCCCUCGACUUUCGAAAACGAGUAUGUGGAGGUGAAGCCGCUAUAUAUACAUACCUACACACCAUUGCUCAAGAAGGUGGAGAUGUUGUCGCUCGAAUAUUGGGAACAGAUGUCAUGCAAGAACCUGGACUCUCCAUUCCUAUCGAACAAAGUGAUAUUCGAAGAUGCGCUAUGACAAAUGUGCGAAUGCCACUAGCUUUCAAAGACGAUAAGAACGUUAAUCGUCAUGUACCAGAUCCAUCAUCCUCUCCAUUUCCAUUGCUCAGUAUAAAGGACGCAACGCCAGUAACGGAAUGGAUGCAAGCCAAACUUAUACAGGAGUUUGAUACCUUUGCAAAAUUCUACCCACAUGGAGGAUGGUUGUGGCUUCGGCUAAGUGGGCAGAUUUAUCUUGAAAUUGAGGAUUUCGAAUGGAUUGGCCAUAUUGCGCGUAGCCUCUGUGAACGGGUUGCUUCAGGAGAAUGGCUGCACAAGUCGAGGAUUUGA
Molecule: messenger RNA, 1386 nt
Organism: Talaromyces stipitatus ATCC 10500
Lineage: Eukaryota; Fungi; Ascomycota; Eurotiomycetes; Eurotiales; Trichocomaceae
Product: aminotransferase family protein (LolT), putative
Exons: 3
Coding region: 1-1386 (461 amino acids)
Source: RefSeq, a predicted model, not a curated record